Selaginella moellendorffii is the source of this 2623-nucleotide messenger RNA. RefSeq names its product N-glycosylase/DNA lyase OGG1. Gene Ontology annotation, molecular function: damaged DNA binding; 8-oxo-7,8-dihydroguanine DNA N-glycosylase activity. Gene Ontology annotation, biological process: base-excision repair, AP site formation; nucleotide-excision repair; base-excision repair. The transcript is spliced from 9 exons. NCBI's taxonomy places the organism in Eukaryota, Viridiplantae, Streptophyta, Lycopodiopsida, Selaginellales, Selaginellaceae. The record is from RefSeq and is a predicted model, not a curated record. The coding region runs from base 36 to 1160 and encodes 374 amino acids. Gene Ontology annotation, cellular component: nucleus.
AACCCUAAAUCCUCCUUCCUGCCCUAAAAGAGAAAAUGGCGCCCAUCGCUAAGCGGAGCUUGAGCUUCGCGAUCGCUGUCGCCACGCCGGAGAGAAUCACGAAGAAGCCGCGGGCGCGGGAAGAAUGGCGGAGCCUCAGCGUUCCUCCAGUGGAGCUCAAUCUCGCCCUCACGCUCCUCACAGGUCAGACAUUCUUGUGGAAGCAAACAAGUCCCGGCGUGUUCACGGGAGCUCUGGGGCCUCACCUCGUCUCGCUCCGGCAGACGCCGCAGGACACACUCUAUCGCCUCCACACGGAAUUUCCAGGCGCCAAGGAGGCGCUGCGAGAAUUCUUCACGCUGGAUACGUCGCUGGCGGCUCUGUGGAGCUCUUUCAGUGCCGCGGACGAGCGAUUUGCUGCUGUGGCUCCCUACAUUCAAGGGGCGAGAGUGCUGAGGCAGGAUCCAGUGGAAUGCGUCUUCCAGUUUAUAUGCUCCUCCAACAAUCACAUCCAGAGGAUAACGAAGAUGGUGGAUUUUCUCGCUACUCAGGGAUCUCCGCUUGGCUGCGUGGAUGGACAAUCCUUCUUCCAGUUCCCGUCGCUCGAGCAACUAUCGUUCCUCACCGAGAAACAACUUAGAGACGCUGGGUUUGGAUACAGGUUUCCUUCUUUUCUUUUCUUUGUAGCAAAGAUGGUGGCUUCUUCUUUGUUUCUAACUCUUUCUUGUAGAGCCAAGUAUAUUGUAGGAGCCGUGGAGACCCUGCGUUCCAAGGAAAGUGGUGGUGAUGAAUGGCUGAAGUCCUUGAGAGAAGGAUCGCUAGAACAGGCGACUGCUGCACUGUGUACACUCCCUGGAAUCGGUCCCAAGGUCGCCGCAUGCGUGUCGCUGUUUUCGCUUGACAAACACGACGCCAUUCCAGUUGACACUCACGUAUGGCAGAUUGCCGUGCAAUAUCUCAAACCCGAGCUCGCCGGACAACGCCUCACAUCCAAAAUGCACAGCGCCGUGGCGCAGGCGUUUGUAAGCCGUUUCGGAGCGUACGCUGGCUGGGCUCACGCUGUUCUGUUCAUUGCGGAGCUGUCUUCGCAUCAAAAGCUUCUUCCAUCACAUUUACAUACUCAGAGGAAGCCACGAACGAGUAAAAACAGCAAGCGCAACGAAGAUGUUGUUUCUUUGUAAAAUGCUUUUUUCCAGCAGUUGCAAACUAAAACAAAGACACUUAUUUCUACUGAAUACUGGAUUGAAGACGGUGAUAACAAAUGAAUAGCUCAGGUCCUUGGUACAGAAAACAGGUCCAAAGUUUGCUGCAUGCGCCUCGCUAUUCUCGCUUGACAAGCACCAUGCCGUUGCAUUUUGACGCUCGCCUGCCAGGUUCGCUCUCACACACAUUUUAAACUUAUCGCUUCGUUGGUCAAGCAGCCGGCAACGUCCUUUGAUGAGCAAUGAGAGUGGCACAAAGACUGUGGCUUUCAGGGGAAUCUAAGCUAUCAAAGUCGUUCAGGCUCUCGGUCACGAUUGGUUCGCUCGUCUUGAAGCCAACGCUGGCAAGUUCUAUUCAUUGCGGAGCUGUCUCGGCAUCAGAAGCUUCUUCCUUCACACUUACAAACCCAGAGGAGGACGGGACGAGUAAAAGCAGCAAGCGACACAAAGCUGUAUCUUCGUCGUAAAAAACCACACCACACCACUACCAUCAGUCAUCGCUCUCUCAAAGCAGUGGCCUUCGAGAAACUUUGCCUCGGGAUACCAAAGCUUCCAGGCCGUGCCGAGAGCGCACUGGCCGUAUAUUCCCACGCACGCCAUGGCCCGUGACGUCGUACGGAACAACGAUUUUGGCGAAAGCGACUUGGUUUUUGAGCGGCCAGCUAUACAUACAUACACACGCAUACGCAUACGCAUACGCUCCAAGCUCCUUUUCCUCUCGCUCUCUCUCGGGCAGCCAAAGAGGAGGCUUUGAUGGUUUCUCCUCUCUCCUCACUGCCUCUCAGCACUUCCUUCUUUUCUUUCUCCUCUUCCACUUCAAUGCUGCUCACUUCCAGGCUCGUCUGGUUUCUCCUUCUCUUGCAGCUCGUUUGCUCGUCCAGAUCAGAUCUCUUCUUCUCGCAAACUGGAGUAGCAGAGAGCACCGUGGCCUACGCUGAAGCCAGAGCGAGCAGUAGUAGCAUCAAUCGCAGCAAUGAUGCUGUUUGGAGGAGAAUGGUAGAGGAGACAAGAACGCAGCAGGAGGAAGACAUCGAUUACAUUUACUCGGGCUAUGAAAGGCGGCCUCCUCGGACGCGCCGUUCUAGACAUUUUCCUUAGCAGCAGCUGCUGGAAGAAGCUACCACUACAUGCAGGCGCAGAAAAAAUGUCAUGGAUUCAUCUCGCUCCCUCCGGUUUUUUCCUCUCCAUCUCUCUCUUGGAAAUCUUUCGCAGGCCGCAGCGAGAGAGAUCUCUCUUCCAAAUUCCAUGUCUCGCCGCUGGCCGUGGUGAAAGGACGUGAAGAAAAGACCGUGGCUUUUGUCGCCCUGUCUGGAAAAGGGAGCUCAAAUUUCCUCGUCCAUAGCUCUUUUCUUUAAGGACGCAGCCUUGAGCAAAAUGCUGCCUAGCUAGGCCUUUGUAUUUGUAUACUAGCCAAAAAGGAGGCAUAUUUUUUAAUUUUUUUC